CGUCAUCUGUCUACAGGGAGGAGUUUCCUAUUGCCGGGAAAUCAGAAGAUUCAGAUGUAGGCUUAGAAGACAGACAUGGCAUCCAAAGUCGUCGGAUCAGGAUACAAGCCCAAGAGUACACUGCAGACUGACUGCAACUUGUGAAAGCAGCAACAGAAAAACCUGGGAAGAAUGCCUUUAAUUCCUGAUGAGAGUGGGAAUACACAGUUGCAUUAUGCUGCCCAUGCUGACAACUUGGAGAGCGUACUCAACCUGCUGCAGGACAGAAAUGACGUUCUGGGCCGAAAUGCGAGUGGCCUAACUCCUUUACAUUUUGCCGCUUUUGGAGGAAAUCUGAAUGUACUUGAACGACUUCUUUCGGAGGCUCCUGAAGCAAUAAAUGACCAAAGUAUUAAGGGUUCAUCCCUUCUUCAUGAAGCCAUUCGGGGUAAAAGCUUAGAAGUUGUCAAGUUCCUACUAGAUAAAGGAGCUGGCGCAAAUCUGCAGGAUAAACAUGGCAAUACUCCUUUACAUUUGGCUGCAUCCUGUAAACCUGCUGGCAAUUCCUCUAUCAUCUGCCAAGCUUUACUGGAAAGAGGAGCAAAUCCUUCAAUACAAAACCAGGACAAAGAGAGUUUUAUAUUCACUCUUCUGAGAAGAUCAGCCACCGAGAACGUAGAACUUCUGAUCACACUUGCUCUGCAAUACCAGCCUGACCUGCUGAGCAGAAAUUCCGAGGGUCUCACUGCUCUUGAUGAAGCUCGGAAAAUAAAAGCCCCACUUAGGGUUAUAAGACUGAUCCAAAACCAAACACAGGAGCAGCAGAUGGUGUUCUUGAAAGACCGACCGUUGCCUUUUCCUGUUAUGGAGUCUGGUAAUUCUGUUAUGGAGUCUGGUAAUUCUGUUAUGGAGGUUGAUAAUCAUAUUAUGGAGGUUGUUACUCGGAGUGGAAAGACUAGGAAGAAGGUGAAGCUCUUUAUCUGUGGGCAUAGUGGAGUUGGAAAAACCACAUUUGUCAACACACUAAAAGAGACUGGGCUACUUUCAAGAUUUCAGUAUUAUUUUAAUGGAACUGAAUCUCCUCCAUCUACACAAGGGGUGUCCUGUUCACAGACUGAUCUAAAAGAUGGUUCCUUGGUUAUAUGGGACUUUGCUGGGCAAAUGGAGUACUGUUUUACUCAUUCUCUACUUCUCAACACAAGUGGACCUAAUACUAUAUAUUGUGUGGUCUUUAGUCUUAAAGGAAUUGAGAGUGACCUGCAUGGAGCACAAAGGCAAGCAAUUGACCAGAUGAUUUUCUGGCUGCGAUUUCUAAGCUUAGCCCAUAACCCUGACUCCUUGCCACAUGUUAUACUCAUAGGAAGCCACUUGGAUACCCUGCCUGAAGAAAACCACAUGCUGAUCGCCCAACGCUUUUAUGAAAAUGUGAUGAAGAGAGAGACAGAGCUGUUCAAUUGUUUUCAGAAACAAUUUUUCCCAAUAAACUGUAAAAAGAAGACAGAUGUGGAGCCCAUCAAAGACGUCCUGGAAAUAAUUGUUGCAAAAACUAAACAGGAACCUAAGCCUAAAAUAUGUCAGCUUGUCAUGGAGUAUCUGGGCCUGCAGAGGGUUCGCUUCCAGCGCUGGCAAAAAUUUAUUGAGAGUAUUACACAAUGGCUUGCAGCAAGGGGAUGCCAGCCAGUCUGCCCUCCUACUUUACUGACUGCCGUGGAAUAUCUUCACAACAUCUCUGAGUUGUUGUACUUGCCUCAGUACGGUCCUUCAAGAAUAAUCUCAUCAGUCUAUUGUGACUUUACCUCUCCAGUGCCAUCUGGUGUGAUUAUCUUGGACAUGAACUGGCUCCUACAGAAAAUCUUUGCUAGAUUUGGCAAUUUUGCUUUGAGCCCAGCAUCCGGAACAGACAAACAGUUAUGGUGUUUUGAGGAGGUGGUUGGAGCCCUUAGCUUGAAUGAUGGCGAAGGCGAUGCUGAGGCUGCUUUGGAGUUGCUGGAGACAUUGGAACUCCUUUUAAGAACAACAGAAGGGGAUUAUGUUGUGCCAGCUUGGUUGAAACGAGGGGGACUUCAGAGACGAAGGUGGGAAAAUUUGCGAGGGGUAGUAUAUCGCUGGAGAAAUGACAGCAGGAUAUUUUUUAGUCAUUUCUUUGUCGGUAGACUUCAGAUUCAACUUAUUCGCAUAUUUGGAAAAGACAAAUGCAAACUGUGGAAGGAAGGAGCGCUGUUAAUCACAGAGGCUCAGGUUAGAAUUGAGGUCUCAGAAGACAAGAGAUCUUUAUACUUAAUUGGAUGCUGGGGAGACAAAGACAAAGACGGUGACUGUUACAAUCUCUUGGAGAAGAUAGAAAAAGAAGUAGAGACUCUUCUUAGGAAUGGGUGGGAUCAAAGCUAUGAAAAGUUGUACCUUUGUCCUAUCGAGCUACGUGAUAUAACUGAGGCAUCAUGUGCAAAUUGUGACAAGGAACAUCAAUUAUCAAUGCAACCUGGCAUAACUAGAGAAAUCAAAGGAUAUCGUUUCGAGGAGAUCCUGAAUGCUGAAAUAAACAAUGGUUCCCUUUGUGGUAGUAAUAUUCGAACAUGGGAAAUCUUGUUUCCACAGCAUGACACAAGAAUUUUACGCCAUCUUGGAUGGAAUUGCUACACACGUUUUAUUGAAGGUUCAACAUUAGAAAAACUUUGCCAUCUUCUGGAUGAGAUGCAUCCAACAGGACACGAUUGGCGGUGGUUGGCAGAGUUGCUCGGGAAAGCAACUAUCAGUAUUGUCAAACAAAUUGAGGAAGAAGCUACAAAAAAGGGAUUAUCACCAACAAGCCUUGUCUUAAAUCAGUAUCCUGUGACUAUUUCACAGCUAAAGCAGUCUUUAAGUAUAAUGAAGAGAGAAGACUGCCUACCUGAGAUUGAAAAAAUGAUGAUAGGUUUCAACUCCACUUAGUUGCAACUAAGACCUCUUUUGUAUAUUUAUUGAGGAGAUUUUUCGUCAAUGGGUAUGGUUACUGGGACAGGAAAUAAGCAGAAUCUCUCCAGACAUGGGAGGGGUUAGAUCCUCUGGUUCUUAUUGUUUUGAGCUUUGGUGAGCUCCUUCUCUCUUCCUAUGCUUUCUUUAACACAAAACUCUGGGGACAUUUUUCAAAUAUAGCUGCCAGGAAUAACAACCCAACUGGUUCUAACCCUCUAUUUGUUACCUAAACCAAAAAAAAAAAACAUGUUGACUGACAUUAAGCUGUAAAAAAUAAUACAGAGUUUUUAGUUAUUCUUCA
Messenger RNA from Rana temporaria (common frog), 3232 nucleotides. RefSeq names its product death-associated protein kinase 1-like. NCBI's taxonomy places the organism in Eukaryota, Metazoa, Chordata, Amphibia, Anura, Ranidae. The coding region runs from base 172 to 2907 and encodes 911 amino acids. The transcript has 18 exons. Gene Ontology annotation, biological process: signal transduction. The record is from RefSeq and is a predicted model, not a curated record. Gene Ontology annotation, molecular function: protein binding.